AUGGCCAAAGUCAAGAAGAAGGAAGUCGACGACUUCUCAAGCGGUAUCUUCGCAAGACUAACCGAGGAGUAUGGUCAGAGAUCUGCUGGUGAAGAGUUUGCAAACGACGUGACAAUCCUUUUUUGCGGAUCGAAGAAGUCUGGCAAAACUUCGUUGGUGGACCGAUUCAUUAAUCCCACGAAGGAUGAGAAGGACCAGCCCAAGGCAACAGUUGCUUUGGACUACAAGUUUGCUCGCUAUGCCACGGAGGGGUCGUCCUCCAAAGUGCUGGCGCACAUCUACGACCUCGGUGGAGACGAGGCAAAUGAGAACCUUCUUGGGGUACCCGUUUCCAAAGCAACUGUCGGCAAUCUAGUGCUGGCGAUAACGCUGGACCUGUCGGAGCCCCACAGUUGUGUUCCCAACUUGGAGAAGUGGUUGCAGCUUCUCCGAAGCCAUGUGGACAAGAGUUUGCAGGCACUAGCGCAGGAGAACCCGCCUGGCCUGCUGCACAUCGAUGCCCAGCGAGCGCUGCGCGCCAACUCCUAUGCGGAGCACCCAGAUCGUGGUUUCAUCACCCCAUUCCCGGUGCCUUUAGUGAUCUUCGGCACAAAGUGGGAUGUGCUGGCCUCCGAAGUUGACCCAGAGAAGCGGAAGAACCUCAGCAGAGCGCUUCGCCACUACGCUUUGGUUCAUGGCGCGCACCUAGUCUUGUGCUCUCUCAAGGAGAAAGCGUCGAUGAACGCCAUGCGGAGUGUCCUGCGACAGCUGCUCUUCGGCGUGGCCCCAAAAGGCGGCCUACCCGAGCAGCUGGACCACUCUAAGCCGGUGUGCGUGGCCGCUGGGAAGGACUCAGUUCAAAGCAUUGGCCUUCCGUCCAGUGGCCAGGCAAGCGAAAGGGCUUGGCGUGAAUUUAUGCAGCAUCUCUUCCCUGACCCCUCGUUCCAGCCUUGGAAGCGUGUUCAGCAAGAUUGCUUAAGGUGCUUUUGA
This is a messenger RNA of Symbiodinium natans, 969 nucleotides long. NCBI's taxonomy places the organism in Eukaryota, Dinophyceae, Suessiales, Symbiodiniaceae. The record is from the annotation of a GenBank genome assembly.